Molecule: messenger RNA, 5657 nt
Organism: Menidia menidia (Atlantic silverside)
Lineage: Eukaryota; Metazoa; Chordata; Actinopteri; Atheriniformes; Atherinopsidae
Source: the annotation of a GenBank genome assembly
AUGAUGGCGAUCUCAGAGGCUGUUCACGGGAGGUCUGCCUCCAUGUGUCUGUUUCAGAUGGUGCAGAACUUCCGGGAGGAGGCCAGCUUCCUGAUCAGCACCGUUCGGGGUAAACCGCUCAGCCCUCUCUGUCUUUGGAUGUUUGGGACUCUGGUGGGACUCCGGUUGGACUCCGGUAGGAUUCUGGUGGGACUCCGGUGGGACGCGCUCUCAGCAUCCGUGCCACGGCGGGGGGAGGCCCGCGGCACAGACCAGACUGGAAUGCUUAGUCUGCCUUUACAGGUGGAUCUAAGUGAAAGUGAAACAGCUGUUGGUGAUCAGAAGAUCCAUCACAAGGUGUACCAGGAAACGAAGAACACCUUAAUGCCCAAACGCUGUCUGAACGAGUCUGAGGUGGAUCACAUGACAGAGGGGGAGCUGCCACCCGACAUAAAAGACUGGAGCAAACAUCAAGUGAGACAGUGGGCUCUUGGUUUGAAAGGUGUUGAUGCAUCAGUUGCUGACCUAUUGCUUGAGCAAGACAUCAGUGGUCCCAUUCUUCUGCAUUUGGAUACAGAAAAGCUAAAGCAAAUAGGUUUGACCUAUGGACCAGCAUUCCAUCUUAUUCAUGCCAGAGAUGAGAGGGAGACAUUUCAGAAAGAGGAGCCCACACGGCCUACAAACCAGCCUGGAAAACCCUGCAAGCCUUAUCCAUUCUGUAGAUACCAUGAUACUUUGUGCUAUGUGGAGGACAGCGUUGUGGAUGUUACAGAAUCAGGAGCCUCUGACUGGAUUGAACCCUGCCAUGAGUAUAAAGCUUUCAUCAACACAACUGAUGAAACUAAGUUUGUCAAGUUCACUGCUGAGGUCAUUCGUUUUGCAGCUGCCUGCAUGAACAGUCGCACAAACGGGACCAUACAUUUUGGAAUAGGGGAUUGGCCUGACUUCAUCCAUGGCCAGGUGUUGGGAGUGGUGGCUGAGGACAGGGAGGCCUAUGCAAAAGAACUAACAUCUGCCAUUAAUGCUUGUUUUGAGUAUAAGCACCAACAAGCUGCUCAGAUGUGCAUCAAACCUCCCCGAUUUGUUGAGGUUCUCAAGAAAAACUCCACAUCCUCUGACAAGUGUGUGAUUGAAGUGGACAUCGUCCCCGAGUCCAGCAUCUGUUUGGAAAACUUCUACCACACACAGAGCAAAAAGAAAAACAAGAAAAAGCCCAAAGAAGCGGGGCCAUCCCGCUGUUUCUUUGUGCGGGACGGCGGCAGCAGCAGGGAUCUUCUUACUGACGGUUCAGAGAAAGAGUACCACCAGUUUGUUGAGAGCACAGCUCAGCGAUCGCAGCUCCGCAGAAGCGCAGAGGAGAAGCACCUGGCUGUGGUCAGAAGCAGCACGCAAGGCUCCAAGUUAAUUCAGAUGAUAACCGGUGGCUCCGCUUCUCUGGACAAGUCUGGCUUUGAACGCUAUGUGAUCGUGACAGACAAAACCCAUCCGAGCCAUUUUGAGUCUGUAGAGUUUCUUAUAGAGCUCAACCCAACAGCGGUUCUGGACUUUGACCCAGAAUCAGCUAAACACGGCUUAUAUCAGUACUUUGACCAUCUGAGCACAGUGACCCCCCAUCUGCCUGCACGGUAUAAAAUCACAGAGGGAGUUGAGGACAUUGCUAACAAGUUGAAGUUAACCCGAAACACCAGCUGGGUGUUCUGUAACGGAGGCAUUGAGGGUGAGGCUCCCUCAGAGUGUGACGAGUGGCUGAUAGAAAAGGGAGCCUCCGUUCGAGAUGUGAUUUCCUUUCUGUGCCGUAAAGAUGUGCUUCCAAACAAGAAGUUCCUCGUCAUUUUCUUGCUUUUGUCAGCAGUGAGGGAGAGGAUGGACCCCCUCGUUGAGACUUUCUGUACAUUUUGGCAGGAGCUCCAAGGCAAGGAGCAAAUUCUCUGUGUUUUUGACAGUGAAAAGGCAUUUACCUCCUGGAGGGUCCUGAUUAAGGCUCGGUGCAGAAUCGACAUAGAUGAUAGAUGCGUGUACGAGCUCAGUUUCGCUGAAGUCAAUGGCACCAUCCUCAGUCUUUGGUCCAAAAACCGCAGAGACAUCCGCUUCCUACCCUGCGGCGGUGAGAGCAAAGUGGGUCUGGAUAAGAAAGUGGAGCGCCGCAUGAAUACCCUCGAAAUCCUGUGUGUGAACCAAUGUGAUGGAGGAGAGGAGGACAGAAUUACCAUAGAGAAGAACUUCUACAAAGGUGGAAAGGUUUCAUGGUGGAAUUUCUACUUCUCAGAGCAGCCUGGAUCUAUGCCAUUUAUCAAACGAGACAAGUUCCACUACAUCAGGGACACGGUCCUACCAGACCUGCGCUCCCUGACAAAAGCAUGUGUGCUGCUCAGCCUCCUGCAUGCCCCUGGAUGUGGGGGAACAACUUUGGCCAUGCAUUUACUGUGGGAUCUGAGGCACAGUUAUCGCUGUGCUGUCCUGAAGAGUAGUAGUUCAGACCCUGGUGAGAUAGCCGAGCAAGUGGUGGUGCUUUUAAGGCAUCCGCACAAGGAAGAGAUACCGAAGAUCCCCGUUCUGCUGAUGAUCGACGACUUUAACGACAUGGAGAAGGUACUGGACUUGGUGCAGCUCAUUGAGAAAGAAUGUGCUAAGACAGAUGUUCAGUCCAGUGGUGUGCAGGUCAUUGUCCUGAACUGCAUGAGAACAGAGUGCUCUGAGCUCACCCAACCAACCGCAGAAACUGUUUUCAUUGGAAAUGACCUCUCUGAGAAGGAACAGAAGAUGUUUGCUGAGAAACUUGUGGAGAUAGAGAAAAUACACAAGAAUGCUGAAACCUUCUAUGGUUUCAUGAUAAUGAAGGCAAACUUCAAUCAGGAGUAUAUAGAGGGCGUGGUCCGCAACACCCUGAGAAGCUUCAACAUUAACCAGAAACACGCACAGCUCUUGGUGGUCCUGGUUCUGCUCAAUGUCUACUGCAAGGACUCCUGCCUCUCUGUCUCUCUGUGUGAGGACUUCCUGGACCUCCGGCCAAGGCCAGUUUGUGGAACCAUCAAGAUUGAGGAUGGAUUUGGGAAUUUUUCCUCUUUCAUUGUCACAUGCACAGUAGAAGGAAACGUUGUUUUCCAAGCUGUGAAAAUGAUCCACUCAAAGAUUGCAAGACAGUGUUUAAAAGAACUGACAACAACACACAAUGCGACAAAAGCUGAAAUUACCGACCUGCUCCUGACCACAGACCAGCUCUACGAGAGCACACAAGGCCAAGGGAAACUCAAGCAAGAUGUUCACCGCAUUUUGGUUAAAAGGAAUUAUUCAGCAGAAGAGGAAUCUCAGUUCUCUCCCCUCAUUCAAGAGAUUGCCUGUGACACACCUGGACUGGAAGAGAUGGUGCUAAAAAAUGCCUCAAAAAGGUUCGACAAAGAUGCCAUCAUCUCUCAGUUAUUGGCCAGGUACUACUACCUAAAAAAGAAGGAUUUCUCUGAGGCCAGAAACUGGGCAGAGAAAGCUAAAGGUCUGUCCAGAGACAGCUCAUACAUAGCCGACACAUCAGCACAGGUUCUUAAACACGAGCUGAAGAAUGCCAUAGCCUACUGCAGAGCAGAACAAGUCAGCUCAGACAAACUCAGCUCCUUUCUGAAAAUGGCUCAAUCAGCAAUUGAGGCAUUCCGUCAAACACAGGAUCUUGCAAAGAAAGAAUCAAUUCAGCGGUUGAGCACCAAAACAGACAACUCCCCUUUCAACACAGCCGGAUGCCUGGGGGAGAUCCAGGUCGGAGUGCUCAUCAUCGAUCUGCUGGAGAACACCCCCGUAUUCUCUUCUGGUGAUGUUCGGCAUGACUUAAUGGCCCAGGUGCUCUCUGGAGAAGUUAGAUUUCAGGAUAUAGAGAAAAAUGAUCCGAGGCGAAGUAAAAACAGAGCCUAUUACGACACUUUCAAGCAGCACGAAGGUAUUCUUUAUGAUCUCAAGUGCAGGAUGAAGUUGAACAUUGACUACCUUGAGAAACUGUAUGUGAAUCUUGGCCCCAGAUUUAGAGUGCAAGACUGUCGUGAGCAGGUGGCCCAAAAUGAGCUUUUCAGAUGUUUCAGACGAUAUGCAAAGGUCUUCCUCCAGUCUGCAGUUCUUUCCAAGAAUAAAAUGUUGGGUGAGAGGAUGAGAGUUCUGCAGAUCAGACAGUUCCUGGAGAAGGAAAACGCUGACACCUACUCUGGGAUUCUAAAAUGUCUCUCCAGCAAAAUCCCAACUGAAAAGAUUGAGAAAAUUGUCACACAAUACCAACUAAUUUGCCAACCAAAUCACGAACCAACUGUAAAACACAGGACCAACUUCAUCUAUGCCAAUGUUGUGUUGAGUCACAUCAAACUGGGGUCACAACAGCUUCUGCCCUACCCCCAACUGCAAAAGGCCCUCAACGAGCUUCUCGCAAUGCAAAUUCCACUAAGCGACUCUUUACCCGUGCACUACAUUGCUGUUGUGCUCUUAUGGACAGACUGUAGAACUCCGGGAACUCUGGGAACCUUCAUUUCACAGAUGAAGUCUUCAUAUCACGAUGAGAUGAGGGAAGUGUACAAUGGAAAGACGCCCAUAAUGCAUUUCCUCUUGGGGAAGAAGCGCGGCUAUGAGCGACUGGUGCACAUUGGACAAAUCAGAGGCCUUGUGGCAGAGCAGGAACAGUUUGACGCCAUGUGGAGAAAUGGAAAAAUCUGGAAAGAAAGGAAAGUCUGUGAGCUUCUUCUCAGAGUCACAGGUGAGGUGAAUGGAGAUGGGAUCCUGGUAAACAUCCAAGAUGAUUACAGGGUUAAAGUGGCUCCAACAUAUCGAAGUCAGAUCUCUGGAUGUGCUGGGGGCUCCAGAGUGUCCUUUUUCAUCGGGUUCUCAAUGAAAGGCCCAAUUGCACUUGACAUUGAACCUUUAAGGUGAACGAUCUGUUCACAGCCUGUCCUGGAGCAACCAUCUCAGCCAGCGAGUUACUGCUCCUCUUUUUUAAGUUUGGUAACAUUUAGUUCAAAUAUGAAAACAAAGAUUGCUUCACUUAAAUCACACAUUUCCUCAUCUUUUAUGUGAGAAUACAUUUUGUACCAUGAAUUUAAGCCGUCAUAUCUUUUCUUUUAUACUUUGCUUCUGAACCUGUCUGUUCCAUCAUUAUUUUCCAAUAACUGGGUGAAACAAAAACUGUCUUAUACUAUCUUACAAAUAUGAACGGGUUGGUGUUUUCUAUCCAUUUUCCAAACCCACUUAUUCCAGCUAAGGUUGUGGGGUAGCUGGAGCCUCUCCAGGGUGGAUGUUUAAUCAUUUGUUUUGGUCAUGUAGAGAUGACCUAUUGUCAUUAUGUAUUAGUACAGUUUGUUUUCCUUUUGUGCUGCAUGAGAACAACAUUUAAGCAGUUAAACCUUUACUUUUAUUAAUAAAUGCACUGAAAGGCAAUGAAAUGAGCAUAGUACAAAGUAUGUUUGUGUUUUUUAUAUUACAAAUAAGCGAAAAACAGAUCUCCCUGUUACAAAUAAUGUUAUUGUCUAUCACUCUUUAUACUCUGUGAAAAUAAUAAAAUCUGAUCUCAUCAGUUACUUUAAGGAUUCAUGUAGUUUGAUGUAAGACACUGGUGUUCAGUCCACACAAUGCCAAGGAGGAAAGACAUCAGCAGGGGUCUGGGAGGAGCAGCUGCCCAUCGCUCUGAAGGCUUUAAGGCCAGCCAACGAUCUGGAGGA